AUGACAGGAGUAUUUGACAGAAGAGUCCCGAGCAUCCGAUCCGGCGACUUCCAAGCUCCGUUCCCGACGUCCGCCGCCAUGCACCACCCGUCUCAGGAAUCGCCAACUUUGCCCGAGUCCUCGGCCACCGAUUCUGACUACUACAGUCCCGCGGGGGCCGCCCCGCACGGCUACUGCUCUCCUACCUCUGCUUCUUACGGCAAAGCGCUCAACCCCUACCAGUACCAGUACCACGGCGUGAACGGCUCCGCAGCCGGCUACCCGGCCAAGGCUUAUGCCGACUACGGCUACGCCAGCCCCUACCACCAGUACGGCGGCGCCUACAACCGCGUCCCGAGUGCCACCAGCCAGCCAGAGAAAGAAGUGGCGGAGCCAGAGGUGAGGAUGGUGAAUGGUAAACCAAAGAAAGUUCGUAAACCCAGGACUAUUUAUUCCAGCUUUCAGCUGGCCGCUUUACAGAGAAGGUUUCAGAAGACUCAGUACCUCGCCCUGCCAGAACGCGCGGAGUUGGCCGCCUCUCUAGGACUGACGCAAACACAGGUGAAAAUCUGGUUUCAGAACAAAAGAUCCAAGAUCAAGAAGAUCAUGAAAAACGGGGAGAUGCCCCCGGAGCACAGUCCCAGCUCCAGCGACCCUAUGGCGUGUAACUCGCCACAGUCACCAGCGGUGUGGGAGCCCCAGGGCUCUUCCCGCUCCCUCAGCCACCACCCUCAUGCCCACCCUCCGACCUCCAACCAGUCCCCUGCGUCCAGCUACCUGGAGAACUCGGCUUCCUGGUACCCAAGUGCAGCCAGCUCAAUCAAUUCCCACCUGCCACCGCCGGGCUCCUUGCAGCACCCGCUGGCACUAGCCUCCGGGACGCUUUAUUAG
Molecule: messenger RNA, 870 nt
Organism: Grammomys surdaster
Lineage: Eukaryota; Metazoa; Chordata; Mammalia; Rodentia; Muridae
Gene: Dlx5
Product: distal-less homeobox 5
Exons: 3
Coding region: 1-870 (289 amino acids)
Biological process (GO): anatomical structure formation involved in morphogenesis; embryo development; cell differentiation
Molecular function (GO): RNA polymerase II cis-regulatory region sequence-specific DNA binding; DNA-binding transcription factor activity, RNA polymerase II-specific
Source: RefSeq, a predicted model, not a curated record